AUGAAGUCAGUUCGGAAAGAUCUUGAUGAUCAGCAAGAAUCAUGGGCUGCAGAAGUUAUGGAAAUUAAAAGAUCAUUUAAUGAAAACCGUAACGAGGGCGUGUCCGAUGAGCUAACGCGUGCCGGUGAACCCUCCCAGUUACCUUUGAGUGGUGAUUGUAGGGAAUCUAUAUCCGAGUUCAUGUCUGAAUUGAAGGGAGAAAUCUUGGAGGGGUUGAAUGCGCAGGCAGUAACCAUUGAAUCUCAUCUAUCCCGAGUCGCGGACAACAUAGUUUCUGCAAACAAAGACCUAGUUAGAUUCUUGACAGAUGGGGGAGCAUCUAAUGCUGCCCAUCAAGGAAUUUUGAAAGAGCCAAAUCUGUACCCGACAGUGGGUCUUCAAACGCCAGGCGAAGUCGUUGACGCAAACUUUGGUCAAGAGCCUUUCGUUUUCGACAUAGAAGACAUGAUGAAGGAGCUGCAAGCCCGUACCAAAAUGGAAAUUAGAGAUUUCCCUGUGCCCGCUAAACAGUCCGAGUGGCAAGCAAUUUUAAACAAAAUGGUUUCUACUUAUCUAAUUCAUCACGGAUAUUGCAAUACUGCCGAGGCCUUCGCCCAAAUCACCAAUCAGCCUUUUACCGAAGAUAUUCAUUCAAUUAAAAAUCGCCAAAAAAUUCUCAAGCUUGUCCUGUCCGGACGCAUGGGCGAAGCAAUCGAGAGGACCAGCCGAUUAUAUCCAGGACUGCUCGAAAACAACCAGAAUCUUUUGUUCAUGUUAAAAUGUCGCCAAUUUGUCGAAAUGGUUAAUGGUUCUGACAUUGAGGUUUGCCACAGGAAAUGUGGCACAGGUGUUUUAGCUUCUCCUAGACCUGGCAGCCCCAUUCAAACUUCAGUAAUUCAGUCCACUAAAGGAUAUAGUAGUAAUAAGAAUAAUAAAUCUUCGGUUGAUGAAAUGAAUGAAACAAACUCUUCACAUAACGGCAACUGUCCAAAUACGUCCGUAAUUCAGACUGAUGACGACUGCAUGGAGGUGGACAAUUCAGAGGAUUGCAAUAAUGGACAAACAAGCAGCGAAAAUUGUCCAAAUAUAACAGAUUGCCCUAAUAUUCAAGAUUGUCAAAAUGGUAAAGAAUGUCACACUAAUGAGAAUUGUUUAAACGAUGUAGACACGCCAUUAUGUAGAAAAUCUUGUUCCAAACCGGCAGUAGAGAGAAUACUAGAAUUCGGUAGAGACUUGUAUAGUAUGAGUCAAAGAUUAAAAGCGGAUAAAACUAGUAAACAACACAAUCAAGAGAUGAUGCAUUUAGUUUAUUAG
This is a messenger RNA of Ceutorhynchus assimilis (cabbage seed weevil), 1293 nucleotides long. Lineage: Eukaryota; Metazoa; Arthropoda; Insecta; Coleoptera; Curculionidae. The record is from the annotation of a GenBank genome assembly.